AUGAGUGCAAAUACAGGAUCUAACGCAUACAUAGAUGACUCUGUGACCUUUGAGUCUUUCCAACUAGAUCCAAGGCUCCUUCAAUCGAUAAAGUACAAUGGCUAUGACAGGCCGACCUUGAUUCAAUCCAGUGCCAUCCCGUUGGCUUUGGAACAAAGAAGAGACGUCAUUGCCAAGGCAGCUACAGGGUCAGGAAAGACGCUUGCUUACCUUAUUCCUGUGAUUCAAACAAUUUUGAACUAUAAGCAAUCGGAGCAGAACAAUUCCCAAACGCAGGAGCCAAAAACUUUAGGGAUCAUCUUAGUGCCUACCCGCGAACUUGCUCAACAAGUUCAGUCUGUUUUGUCCAAGCUUGUUCUUUAUUGUUCUAAGGACGUGCAUUCUCUGAAUCUGUCAUCUCAACUAUCGGAAAGUGUAUUGACGUCGUUGCUCCUAGACAGGCCAGAGGUGCUAAUUUCCACUCCUUCUAAGCUGCUUAAUGUGCUUGAAACAAAAAGCAGUGCUCUUUCUUUGGAGGAUCUCAAAUUUUUGGUGAUAGAUGAAGUUGAUCUGGUCCUAACGUUUGGGUACCAGGAAGAUCUAAACCAAAUUUCAAGUUACUUACCGCUCAAAAAGAACCUCCAAACCUUCUUGAUGAGCGCAACCUUGAAUGAGGAUAUUCAGGAUUUGAAAAUGCGCUUUUGCCGCUCUCCUGCCAUUUUAAAACUAAAUGAAGAAGAGAUCAACAAGGACCAGAGUAAGCUCUUACAGUAUUACGUCAAGGUCAGUGAGUUUGACAAGUUCUUGCUAUGCUACGUCAUUUUUAAGCUGGGCCUUCUCAAAGGGAAAACGUUGAUUUUUGUGAACAACAUUGAUAGAGGCUACAGACUUAAACUGGUGCUUGAGCAAUUUGGCAUCAAAUCGUGCAUUUUGAACAGCGAGUUGCCCGCAAAUUCGCGGCAGCACAUUGUUGAAGAGUUCAACAAAAAUGUAUAUCAGCUUUUGAUUGCCACUGACGAUACAGAAUACAUCAAGGAGGAAGAAGAUGGGCAAAACCUAAGCGACGACGAAGGUGCGGGUGAAAAUACAGCAGACGCCAAUAGCUCUGCUUCAACAAGCAAGAAGGAAAAGAACAAAGGUAUUAAUCUCAAAAAGGAUAAAGAUUACGGCGUUUCUCGCGGUGUGGAUUUCCAGAACGUUGCAUGUGUUCUAAAUUUUGAUUUGCCUACAACUGCUAAAUCAUAUGUUCAUAGAAUUGGAAGAACGGCUCGUGCGGGAAAAUCGGGCGUUGCCAUUUCUUUCGUUGUGCCCUUGAAGGAGUUUGCAAAACACAAGCCAUCAAUGUGUCCAACUGCUAAGCGGGAUGAGAAAAUACUCAGCAGAAUAAUAAAACAACAGAGCAAGCUAGGAUUUGAAAUAUUACCCUACUCCUUUGAUAUAAAGCAGGUGGAAGGUUUCCGUUACAGAAUGGAGGAUGGAUUCCGUGCUGUUACUCAAGUCGCUGUUCGUGAAGCUCGUGUGAAAGAGUUGAAGCAGGAAUUAUUGACAAGCAGCAAGUUAAAGAGACAUUUUGAAGAAAACCCACAAGAUUUGCAGAGUUUGAGACACGACAAAGAGCUCCACCCUGCCAGAGUUCAGCAGCACCUCAAAAGAGUCCCUGACUAUUUGCUGCCAGAGGCCGCGAGGCAGGAUAAGAAAAAAAUUGGGUUUGUGCCUUUCCACAGCGCUAAGAAUCUCAAGAGAAAAAACAAAGUUUACAAGAAAAAUAAUAAGAGAAGUGGGAAGCUAGAUCCUCUGAAAAAUUUCAAAUAG
Messenger RNA from Lachancea thermotolerans CBS 6340, 1791 nucleotides. RefSeq names its product ATP-dependent DNA/RNA helicase (gene DBP9). The transcript has a single exon. The record is from RefSeq and is a predicted model, not a curated record. Lineage: Eukaryota; Fungi; Ascomycota; Saccharomycetes; Saccharomycetales; Saccharomycetaceae. Gene Ontology annotation, molecular function: RNA helicase activity; nucleic acid binding; ATP binding. Gene Ontology annotation, cellular component: nucleolus. The coding region runs from base 1 to 1791 and encodes 596 amino acids.